GUGAGCUGUGAGUUUGUCACUGGUCUCUGUGUCAGCAGUGAGUUCGGACAUGUGGAGGCAUAUCUUCCGUACCAAACAGCGCGUGCCUCAGGCAAGUUCUCCGCUCUAUCCAUCCACUUAGCAGAGAGAGGGAAAGAAGAGUGGAGUGAGACGGAAUAGAGAGAUCAUUAGACAUGUGGUUACAUGUCUGCGCUACAGUAGGAAUCAGAAUGUUGUUCUGUGUGGGUGUGGGUGUGGGUGUGUGUGUGUGUGUGUGUGUGUGUGUUUGGGGGGGAGUCAUAGCUCUAGUGUAUCAGAUAUAGAACAGGAAGCACCUGUAGCUGUAUUUUCUUUGACCUGGGCAGAUCGCACCUGUUUAAUAUUCAUCACACCUCAUGUCGCUCAUAAGACGACCCUAAACUCUUCAGCACACAUGUCACCGUAGCGUUAACACCCCGGGGAGCGCCUCAUCCAGCUCUGUGUAAUGUUUCUGAGAUGGGCUUUAGUGAUUAUUUGAAUUAUACGUGGGGAUGAGUAUUCUUAGAAAACUUCUAGCACCGUGUCUUCCUCCUGCUGUGGAGCUGAAAUGUUCAUCUGCAUUUAUAAUGGUUGUUUCCGACUUUUAUUUGCAUAACCGCGACUUUUCAGGUUUGUCAUGGGGUCAGUUUUAAAAUAAAGUGUCUUUAUAUUGCAUGUUAGAUAGGACGUUCGCGUUAUUAACUGUGGAUGCCGGGGAUUAGUCGGAUUUUAAUUAGUAACGGUGGAUUUGGUGGGAAAGCCAUGGUUUUUGGGAGGAGUAGUUUUUUGUAAUUGUGGAUAUUGGGGAUUAGUAGUUUUUGCACUGGUACUGCUCGAUGUUAGGGAUUUAUAGUGUUUGGAUUAGUAACAGUACAUGCUAUGGAUUGUUUGUUUUUGUAUUAGCAACUGUUGAUGUUGGAGAUGAACAGUAACAGUAGAUCUUCGGGGUUGAUAGUUUUGUUUAGGUAAUUUAUAGUGUUCAGAUAAGUAGCAGUAUUGUUUUACGGAUUAGUACGUUUUGAAUUAGCAACCGUUACCGUUCGGGAUUAGUAGUUUUUACACCAGUCAUGCUAGAUAUAAGGGAUUUAUAGUGUUUGGUUAGUUAGUCGUUUUUGUAUUCGCAGGUUAAUAGUUUUGCUUCAGUAACAGUAGAUGUUAGGGAUUAGUAGUGUUUACACCAGUAAUGCUAGAUAUAAGGGAUUUAUGGUGUUUUUGUAUUCGCAGCUGUUGAUGUUGGAGGUUAAUAGUUUUGCUUCAGUAACAGUAGAUGUUGGGGAUUGGUAGUUUUUUUUGGAAUAACGGGAUGUUUAAGGAAUUCUAGUGUUAAGCUAAGUAACAGUAUAUUUUAGGGAUUAAGAGUUUUUGGAUUAGACACUAUUGAUAUUAGGGAUUAGUCAUGUUUUUUCUCAGUAACAAUAAAUGUUAUGGAUUUAAUAGUUUUUUUGGAUUUGUCGCUUCAUAUUAGGAAUUGGGGAUUGAUUUAAUAACGGUCAGUGUUCUUACAGGGAUUAGGGAUUAGUGGUUGUAAUUUUAGUUGUUUUGUUAGUUUGUUUUGUUUUGUUUUUUAAUACUUGUAUUAGUGCCCCUAUGUGCACAGACCACUGUGAGUUUCAUAAGCAGGAACUAUUAAUAAUCUCACACACACGCAUGCACGCACUGCUGAGGAGAAGGAUUUCCAGCUUCUAAGCUGUUUUGGAACAGCAGCGUUUGUACAUGUCUGACAUUUUACUCACAGCCUAACUUGGAUUAAACGUCCUGAGUGUUCCUGUGUUGCAGUCAAAAUCGGACGCACAUGACGACGGUGUCGAAAUAACAGAAGAAACACAGGAAGCGCUUCCUUGAGCAAGUUCUGUUCCGUCACGCUUCUCGGUUGUGGUGAUGGUGCAGCUGAACGCCGUGAUGGUGUUCAUAUAAACAGGGCCACACUCUAGUGUUGGAAAGAGUUCUCAGAAUAAUUCAUUUAGUUUCUGAGUAAAAUCGAUCACUUUCAGUUGAGUAAUGCUCCACGCUUGAUUUUCGUGCACAUUUCAAUGCUGCUUUCGUAAAUGAAGCCACAGCUUAAAACAGGCACAAGCCUGGAUAUGCUUACAAUGCAUCACGGGUAAUUUAUGGUAUGGUCGGCUUAUGCAGAUUUUAGGACGGCAACAAACGAUUAUUUUCAUAAUCGACCGUGUUCCAUUUGAGGCGAUAUUACCUUUCUAAAAUCCACACACUAGACCGUGGAGUACAUAGUGCAUAGUGUAAGUGCACGGUACGUCAUUUGGGGCACGACGUUAGUAUUUCCUCUCUGAUGUGUGUUUUCGGAACAGAAGUAACGUAACGAGUAAACGUACCCUGUGCCGCGCAGACGAACGAAUCGAUUAUGAGGUUCAUCGUCAACGAGUUUCAUAAUCGAUUUAGUUGUUGCAGCUCUGGCAGAUUUGGGUUGUUCUAUAGUUUGGGGCGUUUCUCAAAAUUGUUUUAGUACGUAAGCUAAACAGACAUGGAUUCAGGACGGAGCACAGGAAAAGGUCAGACGUCGAAAUGGUUUCUCUUUUCUUUAUGUCUUAUUGGGCGAAAAUAGGAAAUAAGUGGUGAGGCAAUAGUGGUUAGUCUUCCUGCACGUUUGCGUGUGUCAUAAAGUGAAAUGACGAGUCCUGGCAGGAUGUAGGGGGGGAUAUAGUAGCUGAUGCUUUCUGACAGUGCAAUUCUUCCUCCAGAAAGUGUGUGACAUCACGUGGGUGGAGAAGGACUUUGCCGAUGUUAACAGGAAGCACCCUUAGGUCAGGCUGGCGCUCAGAUGGCAUUACAGCGGGCAGAUCGAGGCGAUGGAGAGAUGCCCAGGCUAGCAGAGAGAUGACGAGAUGGAGGAGAAAAAAAAGAAAAACAAGUUCGGACUGAGGCAGCUCCUGACUCUGUACCUGUUCAAAAAGCAUCAGAAUAAAGCGCUAGCGACGGUCGCAAACGCCGCGUGUCCGAGAACCGAAACUAGCAGCAUCAAAAGCUCGAUAGAGUCAAGCGCAGCCUCUGAAUGGGAGCAGAGCCAGUGGACGGAAGAUGAUGUCAUCAAAGAGAUCAACAUCACGCAUGUGGUCAAGGAAGGGGCGGAGAAGGCGGACCCCUCACAGUUCGAGCUGCUCAAGGUGCUUGGACAGGGCUCCUUCGGGAAGGUGUUUCUGGUGCGGAAGGUGACGCCUCCUGACAACAAUCAGCUCUACGCCAUGAAAGUUCUCAAGAAGGCCACACUUAAAGUGCGUGAUCGGGUCCGGACUAAAAUGGAGCGAAACAUCCUCGCAGAGGUCAACCAUCCAUUUGUAGUCAAACUGCACUAUGCCUUUCAGACGGAGGGGAAGCUGUAUUUGAUUCUGGAUUUUCUGCGGGGAGGUGAUCUCUUCACCAGACUGUCAAAAGAGGUGAUGUUCACAGAAGAAGAUGUGAAGUUCUACCUGGCAGAACUGGCUCUGGGUCUGGAUCACCUUCACGGUCUUGGCAUCAUCUACAGAGAUCUAAAACCUGAGAACAUCCUGUUAGAUGAAGAGGGGCACAUCAAACUCACAGAUUUCGGCUUGUGUAAGGAGUCCAUUGACCAUGAGAAGAAGGCCUACUCGUUCUGUGGGACGGUGGAGUACAUGGCCCCCGAGGUGGUGAACAGGCAGGGCCACAUCCACAGCGCUGACUGGUGGUCAUUCGGGGUACUAAUGUUUGAGAUGCUCACGGGAUCUCUGCCGUUCCAAGGGAAGGACCGUAAGGAGACGAUGAACCUCAUUCUGAAGGCACGGUUAGGGAUGCCCCAGUUUCUAAGCACAGAAGCUCAGAGUCUGCUGAGAGCACUGUUUAAGAGGAACCCCACCAACAGACUAGGCUCUGGGCCAGACGGUGCUGAGGAAAUCAAACGUCACUCCUUCUUCUCAACCAUUGACUGGAAUAAACUCUUUCGUCGGGAGAUCAAGCCGCCAUUUAAACCAGCCGUGGCUCGACCUGACGACACCUUCUACUUCGACUCAGAGUUCACCUCCCGCACCCCCAAAGACUCCCCUGGUGUUCCCCCGAGCGCCGGAGCUCAUCAGCUCUUCCGUGGCUUCAGUUUCGUGGCCACGGCACUGCUCGAGGAGGAGGGCACAGAGGAGUCCGCUCAACCCCCUCCCCACCCUGUGGUCCAGCAGCUGCACGGUAAGAACACGGUGUUCAACGAUGGCUACGUGCUAAAGGAGGAUAUCGGCAUGGGGUCGUUCUCCGUGUGCAAGCGCUGCGUCCAUAAAGCCACCAACACGGAGUACGCGGUCAAGGUCAUCAAUAAAACAAACACCGAUCCUUCAGAAGAGAUCGAGAUUCUGUUGCGGUACGGCCAACAUCCCAACAUCAUCACGCUGAAAGAUAUGUAUGAUAACGGGAAGCUGGUUUUCCUGGUGACGGAGCUGAUGCGAGGCGGUGAGCUGCUCGAUCGGAUCCUCAAACAGAAGUUCUUCUCCGAGAGAGAAGCCAGCGCCGUGCUGCACACCAUCACCAAGACCGUGGAGUAUCUGCACUCUCAGGGGGUUGUACACAGAGACCUGAAGCCCAGUAACAUCCUGUACGUCGAUGAAUCUGGAAAUCCGGAGUCUCUGCGGAUCUGUGACUUCGGUUUCGCUAAACAGCUCCGUGCAGAUAACGGCCUCCUGAUGACUCCCUGCUACACGGCUAACUUCGUCGCUCCUGAGGUGUUGAAGAGGCAGGGUUAUGAUGAGGCAUGUGACAUUUGGAGUUUGGGAGUGUUGCUGUACACCAUGAUAGCAGGUUUCACUCCUUUUGCUAAUGGUCCAGAGGACACGCCGGAGGAGAUCCUGGGUAGGAUAGGAAGCGGACAUUUCACCCUGACCGGGGGCAACUGGGACGCGGUGUCUGACGCAGCCAAGGAUCUGGUGUCUAAGAUGCUGCAUGUGGACCCUCAUCAGAGACUAACAGCGAAGCAGGUGCUCAAACACCCUUGGAUUGUGCAGAGAGAUCAGCUACCAAACAGCCAGCUGCAGCACCAGGAUGCCAAGCUCGUCAAGGGGGCGAUGGCUGCCACCUACUCGGCCCUGAAGAGUUCCCAGCCGACCCCCGAACUCAAACCUAUCGAGUCCUCGUUUCUCGCCCAGAGACGUGUGAAAAAGCUACCCUCUACCUCUCUGUAGAUACACAGAGAGCACGACGGAGAAGGAGCGCACCACUGAAGGGAACAAAAGCAGUACUGUACGAAAGCCACUCUGAAGCUCUGUGGACUGAAAACGCUCUCUUCACCUCGCACGUGCCAUCAGCAGGCUCACAGAGCUUAGACAAGCCGUCAAUCAGAGUAGACAGUGGCUGUGAUUGGCAGAUGGACAUUGGAGCACCAGGGUUUCAGUGUUCCAUAAAGGGUGUGUGUGUGUGUGUGUGUGUGUGUGUGUGUGUGUGUGUGUGUGUGUGUGUGUGUGUGGAAGAGUGCCAGAUAGAGCUACAAGCUCCCAUUAGGAAGCAGUCAAUAUUGGUGGCCUGUUUGUGGUCCUGCUGUUCUGUUUUGUUUGUUUCCGUUUAUUCGUCUACGAUGUGGGGUUUUUUCCUGUUUGCUUUGUUUAAUGUAAAUGGCUAAAUCAGUUUGAUCCUGACUCUGAGUCUGGAAUACAAAGAGACUAUACACAGACUGGGAAUGUUUAAGCAUCUUUUUUUUUUUUUGUGCUAUGGAUAUAAAAGCAUGACAGUUGAGACUCUGACCAAGUGCAUUGUGGGUACAUGGGGUAGUUUUGCAUGGCUGCUGUGUAAAAUGCUGUGUCGUUGCUUCACAUGCUGCACAUUGCUUUGUGACACACUUUUGCACAGGGUUCUGGCUGUUCCAGUGUUUCCUUGCUUUUUUAAGUGUAUAAAAACAGGAUGAUGAUGGUGAUGAUGAUGAUGAAUUAAAUCUCCCAGGCCCGAG
This is a messenger RNA of Ictalurus furcatus (blue catfish), 5887 nucleotides long. It is a transcript of the gene rps6ka1, whose product is annotated as ribosomal protein S6 kinase a, polypeptide 1. Gene Ontology annotation, biological process: intracellular signal transduction; protein phosphorylation; positive regulation of DNA-templated transcription. The record is from RefSeq and is a predicted model, not a curated record. Lineage: Eukaryota; Metazoa; Chordata; Actinopteri; Siluriformes; Ictaluridae. Gene Ontology annotation, molecular function: ATP binding; ribosomal protein S6 kinase activity; magnesium ion binding. Bases 2841 to 5129 code for a protein of 762 amino acids. The transcript has 22 exons.